AUGUGAAUGAAGAAGAUUUGAAUGGUUUCUAUCGUCUCGCCUUUAUGUGGACCAAUUUGGUAUCCUAACGGCUACGCACUAUAUAAACCAAGGAGAGUACUAAGACAACUUUGUUACAUCCAAACGGAUCCCGACGUGGAGAAUGAAAAUUUCACUUUGUUGGUUGAAGGAACAAAGAUCACCGAGAAAUAUUUUGAGCCAAAACAUGAACCAACUCCUACGGUAGCACAUUGGAAUGCACAUAAUAACUACCACUUACCUUUAGGUGAUUGUGUACCUUGUCAAGGACAUGUGAAUGCAUGUGAUGAUGAUUAUAUGGAGUUUUAUAAAGAAAUUAGUCAUCCUUUUGUGAUAAAUAAAGAACAACAAGCUAAGACUGAUGCGGCGAAGGCGAAGGCAAAUGAGAGGGAGUCUAAAAGAGCUCAGAAGGAAAUGCCUAUUUGUGGAGAAGAAGCUAAAAGGUUAUGGGAUAAUGUGGUGUUGAAGGGUUCGAAAUUAUUGAAGAAAUGGAUGGCUAAAAUCAAAAGUGAAGAGUCGAUGUUGACAAAGGAACAAACCGUUUACUACAAGCAGUGGGAGGGUCUUAUAACUAAAAGAAUGGUGGAGCCAAGUAGGUCUAAGCAACUGAAGAGGGGUCGACAACGAGGAGAAGGUUCUAGUCGCGUUGUGGAUGAAAUCGGUGGAGGAGAUGAAACCCCAAGUGAUAAGGAAGUUGGACGUAAAACUCGUGCUAAACAAGGAGGUGGAAAAAUGGGUCGACAACAAGGAGAAGGUUCAAGUCGCGAUGUGGAGGAAACCGGUCGAGGAGGUGGUAAGAGGGGUCGUAAAAGUGGUCCUUAGUGAUUUCGUAUGAUUUUAGCUUCAAAAAACAU
This is a messenger RNA of Papaver somniferum (opium poppy), 872 nucleotides long. RefSeq lists its product as uncharacterized. The record is from RefSeq and is a predicted model, not a curated record. The coding region runs from base 22 to 840 and encodes 272 amino acids. Lineage: Eukaryota; Viridiplantae; Streptophyta; Magnoliopsida; Ranunculales; Papaveraceae. The transcript is spliced from 2 exons.